CGUCCUAGACUUUUCUCCACGUGGGGGAGAGUGGUUGCUCAGGCUGGAGAUGGCUUCCCUGUACGUGGAGGAAUUGCUGGCGCGCGCGGAGGAGCGCGAGGCCGAGACGCUACGCAGCGUGACGGUGCACAAGGAGCUGGACCUGGAGUUCGACGCGGGCAACCUGCUGGCGGUGGAUAAGAAUCCGGUGGCGCGCGCCGUGGCGCGAGAAGGCGCGGCUCGCGAGGACCUGCUGAGAGUCUUGGCCCGCGACAACACGCAGCUGCUGGUGGGCCAGCUGUGGGCGCUGCCUUCGGAGCGGGCCGAAGGAGGGUCGGGGCCGGUGGUGGUCAAGCUGCCCGAGCCUUCGACCCGCCUGCCCAGGGAAAAGCCGCUGCCCAAGCCCCGGCCGCUCACGAGGUGGGAGCAGUUCGCCAGGCUCAAAGGUAUCCGCCCGACGCGCAAGAAGCGCGGCACGCUGGUCUGGGACGAGGCGGCGAAGGAGUGGCGGCGCCGCUGGGGUUACCGCCGCGCCGGGGCAGACCCGAAGCGCGACUGGGCUCUGGAGGUGCCCGAGGGGGCCGACCCGCUGGAAGACCAGUUCGCCAAACGGCGGCAGGAGAAGCGCGAGCGGGUGGCGCGCAACGAGUUCAACCGCCUCCGCAACCUGGCGCGCGCCCACCGCGGAGCCGCCCCGGAGCUCCACCCCACCGGCCACCAGGACCGGGCUGAGCUGGGCCGCGCCACCGCCGUCGCCCGCCUCGCCACCGCCUCCCGCGGCCGCUUCCAGCCUCGCCUGCCCAAGGAGCCGCCCGUGGCGAAGAGCCCCGGAGGGGGGAAGAAGCGCCACUUCGGACCGGUGCUGGGAGAUUUGGAGGGGGAGAAGAAGCGGCAGCUGGAGCUGGUCCGGAGCCUGAACGCCAAGAAGCCGCCCCUGGACCUGACCCGCGCCGUCAACAAGCAGCUCCGCCAGGAAGACGCCGAGGCUGCAGCCGGCAAGGCCAAGGGCAAGAAGCGCGGGCAGCGCGGCAAGAGGGGGCGGCGGCAGCAACAGAGACCGGGCGGCGGCGGCGGCGCCAAGGGCAAGAAGAGCGGAGGAGCCGCCCGGAGAGGGAGCCAGGGGGGCCCUGGCCGCAUCGGGGGCAAGAGGAAAAAGAAAUGAGUCGUGCCACCGAGGGCCUGGUGGUUGGGGUGGGGGAGACGGAAUGGGCCCCGGUAAUAGCCUCCUUCAGCUGGUGAGAUGCUUGCCCCCGAAGCCUCAGCUGCUGGUUUUUGAUACGUGGCUAAAUGACAGUGUGGCUUUAGCCUGUGGCAGUUUUCCUCUAUAGUUGGACUGUGGCCUUACACCUUCAGAGACAGACUUCCUGGGAGUUAGUAAAAAGGGGAGAUGAUCUUGCCCCUCAAAAAUCUCAGCCGCCCCAAUUUCCAUAACUGGAGUGGGUUUGAUCAAACUGAUGAUCUCAGAAGGAACACUCUUCACCUGACAAGAAGUGCUGUGUUUUCCUAGGACACAAACACUGACACAGUGCUCAGAUGCCAGUGCUAGUUUAAAAUGGGUGGUGCAUGUUAUCAAGAAGGUUGAUGGAGCUCCAGCUCAGUUAUCAUUUUUUUAGAUUUUACUGUGAUUUGGAUUGAUGUUUACCUUGCACCCAAAGAAGUGAAGUCAUUGCAAGGGGUAUAGAGUUGAAAUACUUGAAAAAAAUCUCUUUUAUACAGAAUAAAAAGAAACAAAUAC
Gekko japonicus is the source of this 1714-nucleotide messenger RNA. It is a transcript of the gene RRS1, whose product is annotated as ribosome biogenesis regulator homolog. The transcript has a single exon. The coding region runs from base 50 to 1141 and encodes 363 amino acids. Gene Ontology annotation, molecular function: protein binding. Lineage: Eukaryota; Metazoa; Chordata; Lepidosauria; Squamata; Gekkonidae. Gene Ontology annotation, cellular component: nucleus; nucleolus; preribosome, large subunit precursor. Gene Ontology annotation, biological process: ribosomal large subunit biogenesis; ribosomal large subunit export from nucleus; endonucleolytic cleavage in ITS1 to separate SSU-rRNA from 5.8S rRNA and LSU-rRNA from tricistronic rRNA transcript (SSU-rRNA, 5.8S rRNA, LSU-rRNA). The record is from RefSeq and is a predicted model, not a curated record.